GUCUGAGUGAGAGUGGUUUUGUAUCUAAGCGUCUUGCUACUUCUGAAGGCAACAGUGUAACUCCAAAAAAGGCCAAGCCUAAUGAGCUUGGUGCUGGAAGCAAUUCAGAUGAUUCUUCUACAGUUAACUCUCCAACAGUAACACCAUCACAAAAUGUAUCUUCAAAAGAUCUAAAUGCCGAAUCAAGUACAAUUAAAAAUGGAGGACCUUUUCCACGAGCUUGUCCGAAGUGCAAUAUUCACUUCAAUCUUAUGGAUCCACUAAAAAAUCAUAUGAAGUAUUGCUGCCCUGAUAUGGUAGAUAACUUUUUCCCAGAAGUGACCAAAACAGAAUGUUCAAGUGUGAUAAGCAAGACAGUUGAAUCUGAGAAAGGAAAACUGAUAAUGCUAGUUAAUGACUUUUAUUAUGGGAAACAUGAGGGUGACACCGAGCAGGUACAACAGGAGAAGAAGACUCAUACGACUUUUAAGUGCUUCAGUUGUCUCAAAGUUCUCAAAAAUAACAUAAGGUUUAUGAACCACAUGAAACAUCACUUGGAGCUUGAGAAGCAGAGCAGUGAAAGCUGGGAAAGCCACACCACCUGCCAGCACUGUUACCGGCAGUUUCCCACCCCCUUCCAGCUGCAGUGUCACAUUGAAAGUACACACACGCCUUACGAGUCAUCUACUAUUUGUAAAAUCUGUGACUUAUCCUUCGAAACAGAGCAAGUUCUUCUGCAACAUAUGAAGGACAAUCAUAGGCCAGGUGAAAUGCCAUAUGUUUGCCAGGUAUGCAACUACAGAUCUUCAGCUUUUUCAGAUGUAGAAACACAUUUUAGAACAGUGCAUGAAAAUACAAAACAUUUACUAUGCCCAUUUUGCCUCAAAGUAAUUAAAAUUGGCGCACUGUAUAUGCAUCAUUGCAUGAAGCAUCAGAAAAAAGGAAUAUACCGUUGCACUAAAUGCAGACUGCAAUUUUUGACAUGCAAAGAAAAAAUGGAUCACAAGACUCAGCAUCACCGGACAUUUAGGAAACCCAAACAGUUAGAAGGAUUGCCUCCUGGAACAAGGGUGACUAUUCGAGCAUCUCUUGGAUCUCUUCAAUCAGGGUCAUCAGCUACAUCUUCUGUUAGUACAAGCACUUCCACAUUUCAGUUAUCGCCUAAACCUAAAAAUACAACCACUAAAAAUCAUAGCAAAUCUAAUACAAAUAAGUCAAAAGCAAAAUCAAAACCAACUACAUCGAAGAAGCAAAAUGCAUGGACCAACAGCAAAAAAAAAAAGGUUACAAAUACAGCAUUGCAUAAUCUAAGGUGCCGUUUGGGAGCUCACAAAUGCAUUGAGUGUUACUCAGAUAUAAAAGAUUUUGCAAGCCAUUUUCCUGCUUAUGUCCACUGUAGCUUAUGCAGAUACAACACUAGCUGUAGCAAAGCCUAUGUGAAUCACAUGAUGAGUUUUCACAGUGCUCGUCCAAGUAAAAGGUUCUGGAUCUAUAAGAAGCAUUCAGAAGAGCUACGAGGUGUGACUGUAGUGUGUCUUAACUGUGAUUUCCUGACUGAUGUUUCUGGCUUGGAUAGCAUGGCCACACAUUUGAGUGAAAGCCACACUCAUACUUGUCAAGUUAUUAUAGAGAAAGUUUCUGUAGAUAUCCAAACUGCUGAACAAGUAUCUGACAAACAGGAGCAUAACUCAGAUGAAACAGAAGAAUGCAGUGGAAAUCAAACUAAAAAAGUUGCAUCAGUUGAAAAGAAUGAAGAAAAGUCAUCGUUAUCAAAUACAGGAGAUGUUCUUAGUUUGGAACACCAGGACAACACCUCAAAGAAUCCUUUGCAUGUAAAAGGAGCACGUUGUGAUUCAGAUAAUAACAAAAAAUUAGUAGAUGAGAAACAUAAAGGUAGUCACGAUGCAAGUGAGUUAAAAACUUGCCAAAGUUCAUGCAGUGUUAUCUUGAAUGAGCAGACUAAAGUACAUAGUUUUGAUGAAACUACACUUUCAGCACUGAACUCAAGGGACUUAAAACUAUCAUUGGGUGAAGAUGUUAGUUUUGAGCAGUUCUUCAGAAAAAGAGAUGAACCUGAAUCCGUUAGUUCAGACAUUAGUGAACAAGGCAGUAUUCAUUUGGAGCCUUUGACUCCAUCAGAGGUACUAGAGCAUGAAGCUACUGAAAUUCUUCAAAAAGGUAAUGUUGCACCUUCAUCUAAGAAUGCUGGACAGCUCUCUGAACAAACAGAUGAGACCUCUAAAGAAAGCAGUCCCAACAGAAUGGAAACAACUGUAAACAAGACAGAUGAAAAUGAAGCAAGCUGA
Molecule: messenger RNA, 2285 nt
Organism: Merops nubicus (carmine bee-eater)
Lineage: Eukaryota; Metazoa; Chordata; Aves; Coraciiformes; Meropidae
Product: zinc finger protein 280D-like
Exons: 13
Biological process (GO): regulation of DNA-templated transcription
Molecular function (GO): DNA-binding transcription factor activity, RNA polymerase II-specific; RNA polymerase II cis-regulatory region sequence-specific DNA binding
Source: RefSeq, a predicted model, not a curated record